Molecule: messenger RNA, 1392 nt
Organism: Penicillium waksmanii
Lineage: Eukaryota; Fungi; Ascomycota; Eurotiomycetes; Eurotiales; Aspergillaceae
Product: proteasome regulatory particle base subunit RPT2
Exons: 4
Coding region: 1-1392 (463 amino acids)
Biological process (GO): proteasome-mediated ubiquitin-dependent protein catabolic process
Cellular component (GO): proteasome regulatory particle, base subcomplex
Molecular function (GO): proteasome-activating activity; ATP binding; ATP hydrolysis activity
Source: RefSeq, a predicted model, not a curated record
AUGGGUAACCAGCAGUCUAAUAUGGGCGGCGGCCAAGGAGGAGAUGGUCGUGAUGAUAAGGAUAAGAAGAAGGACAAGCCUAGAUACGAGCCCCCUCCACCUCCAACCACUCGCAUUGGAAAGAAGAAGCGCAAGGCCGCUGGUCCCAGCACUGCCGCCAAGCUUCCCGAUAUCUAUCCAACAUCGCGAUGCAAGCUACGAUACCUCCGAAUGCAACGAGUUCACGAUCACCUGCUGCUCGAGGAGGAAUACGUCGAGAACAUGGAGCGAUUGCGCAAGGCCAAGGCCCAGGCUACCCAGGGUACCGUCGACCGAGGUGACUUGGAUGUGAUGGACCGCAACGCUGAUGAGCGGAGUCGAGUCGAUGAUAUGCGUGGCAGCCCGAUGGGCGUCGGUAACCUGGAGGAGCUGAUCGACGAUGACCAUGCUAUUGUUUCUAGUGCAACUGGCCCAGAGUACUACGUCUCAAUCAUGUCUUUUGUCGACAAGGAUCUUCUCGAGCCUGGUGCCAGCAUCCUGCUGCAUCACAAGUCCGUGUCGGUCGUUGGUGUCUUGACGGAAGAGUCUGACCCUCUCGUGUCCGUCAUGAAGCUCGACAAGGCCCCAACCGAGUCAUAUGCUGACAUUGGUGGUCUGGAACAACAAAUUCAAGAAGUCCGAGAGUCCGUCGAGCUGCCGUUACUACACCCCGAACUGUAUGAGGAGAUGGGCAUCAAGCCACCCAAGGGUGUCAUUCUCUACGGUGCCCCCGGAACGGGAAAGACACUUCUUGCGAAGGCUGUCGCCAACCAAACAAGCGCUACCUUCCUGCGUAUUGUCGGUAGUGAGCUGAUCCAGAAGUAUCUGGGUGAUGGCCCGCGUUUGGUUCGCCAGAUCUUCUCAGUCGCUGCUGAUCAUGCUCCUUCGAUUGUGUUUAUUGACGAGAUUGAUGCCAUCGGUACUAAGCGUUACGAAUCGACAUCUGGUGGUGAGCGAGAGAUCCAGCGUACCAUGCUGGAACUGCUUAACCAACUGGAUGGUUUCGAUGACCGCGGUGACGUGAAGGUCAUCAUGGCCACUAACAAGAUCGAAACCCUGGAUCCGGCUCUGAUCCGACCCGGUCGUAUUGAUCGUAAGAUCUUGUUCGAGAACCCUGACCAAACCACCAAGAAGAAGAUUUUCACCUUGCACACCUCAAAGAUGUCCCUGGGUGAUGACGUUGACCUGGAUGAGUUCAUCAACCAGAAGGAUGACCUAUCCGGUGCCGAUAUCCGUGCCAUCUGUACCGAAGCUGGUCUGAUGGCCCUGAGAGAGCGUCGCAUGAGGGUGCAGAUGGAUGACUUCCGUUCCGCCCGGGAACGCAUUAUGAAGAACAAGCAGGAUGGUGGCCCUGUGGAGGGACUGUACUUGUAA